Molecule: messenger RNA, 1013 nt
Organism: Trichechus manatus latirostris (Florida manatee)
Lineage: Eukaryota; Metazoa; Chordata; Mammalia; Sirenia; Trichechidae
Product: cytochrome P450 2A13-like
Exons: 3
Coding region: 16-456 (146 amino acids)
Biological process (GO): coumarin metabolic process; epoxygenase P450 pathway; xenobiotic metabolic process
Cellular component (GO): cytoplasm; intracellular membrane-bounded organelle
Molecular function (GO): iron ion binding; oxidoreductase activity, acting on paired donors, with incorporation or reduction of molecular oxygen, reduced flavin or flavoprotein as one donor, and incorporation of one atom of oxygen; heme binding
Source: RefSeq, a predicted model, not a curated record
GAGGACCGGGCCAAGAUGCCCUACAUGGAGGCAGUGAUCCAUGAGAUCCAGAGAUUUGGAGAUGUGAUCCCCAUGGGUCUGGCCCGCCGGGUCACCAGGGACACCAAGUUUCGGGAUUUCCUCAUCCCCAAGGGCACCGAAGUGUUCCCCAUGCUGGGCUCCGUGCUGAGAGACAGCAAGUUCUUCUCCAACCCCGGAGAUUUCAACCCCCAGCACUUCCUGGAUGAGAAAGGGCAAUUUAAGAAGAGCGAUGCCUUUGUGCCCUUCUCCAUCGGAAAGCGGUACUGUUUCGGGGAAGGUCUGGCCAGAAUGGAGCUCUUUCUCUUCCUUACCACCAUCCUGCAGAACUUCCGCUUCAAGUCCCCGCAGUUGCCCGAGGACAUCGAUGUGUCUCCCAAAAACGUGGGCUUUGCCACCAUCCCACGAACCUACACCAUGAGCUUCCUGCCUCGCUGAGAGCUGAGAUGAGGCAGGGCUAGUUGGAGGGGCACGUGGGGAGGGAGAGGGGCUAGUGGGCAGGGCUGACAAGUAGGUGAGGCUAAAGGGCAGCUGAGAGAAAAAGAAGGGGAACCGUGGAUCAGAAGACAAGUAGAAACACGAGGAGCUCUGUCUGUUCACUUGCAAGAGACAGAUGCUUCAGAGGUGGGAUGGGAGGGAGGAAAAUCUACAGCUGUAUUGUGGAUAAUAAUAAUAAUAAUAACCGCUAUUAUGUAUUAAACAAGCACUCUGUGUCAGCUCUAUGCUAAAAGCUUUACGUGUUCAUUUCACAUAAAGCAAACAAACCUAUGCUAUGGGGAACAGUGUCCACGCCCAUUUUACAGGUGACACAGCUGAGGUUCAGCAAGUUUAAACCUCUAUCUGAGGUCUCACAGAACACAAGUACUUGAACCCAGAUCUGUGCAGAGAUGGCUAGGCUUAGCCUACAGUCCUUGAGGCAGGUUUUAAAAAGGCACCACUUUUCUCAAGUAAAACAACAGCUUAGCAUAUUAUUGCACAAUCUGAACAGCUCUAUC